AUGGUCUUUCCUACAACCUCACUCUCUGCUGCACCCACUACCUCUUAUCAAUCAUCUACUACUACCAAUAGCACCACCACACCUCUCUAUCAAUCAACACAACAUCAAUUACAUCAACAAUAUAGUUACUAUAACAAUCAUAAUCAUAACCAUUUAGAUAAUCAAGAGAACUAUCCACCAGCUAAUAGUAAUAUUAAUAACGGUCUUGCUGCAAGUUCAUCAUCUGUCAAGAUGCAAUCUACUUCAUCUUUGCAACACCAAUCAUCAUUGAUCACUAAAUCAAUGGUGAUCAGACCGUCGGAACAGCAACAACAACAACAACACCACCACCAAUCAUCUUCCUCAUCUUCAUCUUCCUCUGCUGCACAACAGCAAGAACAACCAAUCAUUGUCAAAGAGGUAAUUAACAGUGGCGGUCAAACUCAUAUUAAGGAGUAUAAGCAAGGUGAAUUCUUGGGUAAAGGUGGUUUCGCUAAAUGCUACUUGAUGACCGAUUUAGAAACAAAUAAAAUUUAUGCCGCCAAAAUCGUACCAAAAUCAACACUCCAAAAACCAAGAGCCAGAUCAAAGUUAAAAACAGAGAUUAGAAUUCAUAGUUCUUUGAAUCAUGAAAAUAUCGUAAAGUUUGAACAUUGUUUUGAGAAUGAAGAGAAUGUCUAUAUUUUGUUGGGUCUAUGUAAUCAAAAGACUGUAAUGGAUUUACACAAGAGAAGAAAGUUCUUGUUGGAAGCAGAGGUUAAGUACUAUGUUUAUCAAGUAAUCCAAGCGGUUCUCUAUCUACACCAAAACAAGAUCAUUCAUCGUGAUUUAAAGUUGGGUAAUCUUUUCAUUCAUAACAUGAAGAUCAAGUUGGGUGAUUUUGGUUUGUCCACAAGAGUUGAACGUGAAGGUGAAAGAAAAAAAACUAUUUGUGGUACACCAAAUUAUAUUGCACCAGAGGUACUCGAUAACUCCAAUGGUCACAGUUAUGAGGUUGAUGUUUGGUCGAUCGGUAUCAUUCUCUACACUCUUCUAAUUGGAAAGCCUCCUUUUGAAACACCAGACGUAAGAAAUACCUAUCAAAGAAUCAGACAGAACCAAUAUACUUUUCCAGAGGAGCCUACCAUCUCCGAUUAUGCCAAGAAAUUAAUUAUAUCAAUUUUAAAUCCAAUUCCAGAAAAAAGACCAAACUUGCAUCAAAUUCUCGAGAAUGAAUUCUUUACUCUUUCCACCAUUCCUAAAUAUCUGCCACAGACUGCCUUGACAAUGAUUCCAAUGAUUAGAAUGCAACCAUUGUCCGAGAAUACUAACAUCGUCAACCAACAACAACAAUCACUAACCACAUCGCCACACAAAUCAAAAACAUUCACAACCACUUCAACCACCUCCACUAUUGCAGCAUACUCCUCGUCAGCCAACAACAUAGUCACACUUUCGCCAAACUCACAACAAAAGCUUUCAGAUGUAGACAAAGACGAUUUCCAUUACAGAAAAUUAAGAAGACUCGAAAAGAUGAAAGAAAAUGAUUUAAAAACUAAACUAUUAAAACAAAAACUAAUAACAUUACCAGAGUGCCAAGAUUAUCAAAUGGAUGGAGCCAACAACAAUGAACAACAACACCAACAACAGAGCCAACAACAACAACAUCAACAACAAAUAUGUAAUAAUGUAAAGGAUUUGGAAGUUGGAAUUGCCAAUAACCAUAUUUCUGAACCUUCGACAAAGGCAAUGAACGGACUACCAUCAAAUCUAGUAUUCAUCGAACAAUUUGCUGACUUUUCAAACAAGUAUGGUCUUGGUUAUGCUUUAUCCAAUGGAUCAAUUGGUGCCUACUUUAAUGAUUCAACCAAAGUUAUCAGUUUCCUUGGAACUGGUAUUGCACAUUAUAUGGAACACGCAAAAGGAACUGAAGGAGACGGCAGAAGAAUUUUAAAUAUAGAUGAGAGUCACCCACAUGACACUCAAAAGAAGGUUACUUUGAUCAAAUACUUUGCAAAUCAUCUUAACCAACCUGUAAAAAUCAAACAACUAAUCAACAACAACAACAAUAAUAACAACUAUGCUCCACAGCAAAAUGAUUUAAAUAAUCCAGUCUAUGUUAAGAAAUGGAUUAAGACAAGUAAAGGUAUUGCGUUCCGCCUUAGCGAUAAGACAAUUCAAGUUAAUUUCUUUGACAAAUCAAUAAUAAUAUUCACAAAGCAUCAUAUGGUUACAUACAUUGCUAGUGACGAAACAACAGUAAAGACCGAUCGUUUAUCAAACUUUUUGGAAUCGAUGGACUCAAAGAUCGUUGAUUUAUCUGUUAGAACAUUGUCAAGAGAUCUUACUGAUUGCCUUCCAACUUCAAGUUAA
This is a messenger RNA of Heterostelium album PN500, 2331 nucleotides long. It is a transcript of the gene plk, whose product is annotated as CDC5/polo family serine/threonine-protein kinase. Bases 1 to 2331 code for a protein of 776 amino acids. The transcript is spliced from 11 exons. NCBI's taxonomy places the organism in Eukaryota, Evosea, Eumycetozoa, Acytosteliales, Acytosteliaceae. The record is from RefSeq and is a predicted model, not a curated record. Gene Ontology annotation, molecular function: protein kinase activity; protein binding; ATP binding. Gene Ontology annotation, cellular component: centrosome; nucleus; spindle pole. Gene Ontology annotation, biological process: protein phosphorylation; mitotic cell cycle; regulation of cytokinesis.